AUGUCUCAGGAUUCUAAAACCUUCCUUGCGGCCAGUGUAUUGAAUGAUGGGAAAAUAGUAUCCUACCGAUCUCUGGGCCGAGAAUUAAAAGUGCAUAGCAAUGUUGCGAAGAAAAUGCUCUACGAAUUCUAUUCUACCCAGACGACUAAGAAGCCAGCGUCGAUCAAGGCAACCUACCUCCUGGACGGCGUUCCCAAAGGUCCGAAGGAAUUCGGCGUCAAUGGGCAUCAGCAAGAUGGAAAAGACAUUCACCUGCAGAGUAGUCCGUACAUGAGCAGCUCAAUGCCACAUCAAGAGGAACAAGAGGAGGCAGUUCCAUCGAGGAGCAUAAUUCUGGCAAAGGAAGAAGAUCUUGGAGCGGCCAAAGCAAAAUACAGCCAAAUACACUCCAUACAUAUUUACAGCUUAGGGCCAAGCAGGGUACAGAAUCUCCAAAUUCUGUCAGACUGCAACAGAGCGAUAUCCGUGGAAUAUGCGAAUGAGGAUCCAUUAGUAUUUGGAGAGAAAUAUGGAGUCAUUCAUAAUACAGGUGUGAAGCGGAGGACGGGGAGACGACCACCUAUUGGAGCCCAGCCAGUCCCUACAGAGACGGUCAACGAGAAAGCCAGUAGCAAAAGCCAAGGCCUCAAUAGAGAGCAAAAGAACGCUGUCAAGUCGUCCGAUCGACCUCCGCCAAGUGACAAGUCGACUAAAUCGACAUCUCAAGCUGCAUUCGCCCCAGAUAUCAGGGCCGAGCGACCUAGAGAUGUCGAGAAGAAGCCAGUCAGCAAGCCAGCCGCGGCGAAGAGGGAGCAGUCUGACAUAUUCAAAUCCUUUUCCAAGCCCAAGGCAAAAUUAAAGCACGAGGAUGCUGGUAGCUCGACUGGUGCAUUCCCUGUUCCUAGCACAGCACACUCGCAGGAAUUUAAGAGCGUGCAAGAAGAUGAACCAAUGAAAGAUACUUCUGAGGAUGAACACGAGGAGGACUUCGUGGUCUCCAACAGUGCAAAUCGAAGAACAUCAAAAUCACAAUCUGAGCGGGCGGAACAGCUUCGGAAGAUGAUGGAAGAUGAAGACGAAGAGAUGGAAGUCACGGGGGAGGAUGCUCCACAAACCUCUCAGGAAUCAGAACCUGUAGACGGUCCCACCUCACAAAAAGAUGUUUCUCGUGAACCUCCUAUUGUCGUGACUGGAGGGCGCAGGCGAGGUAGACGGAAGGUCAUGAAAAAGAAGACAAUCAAAGACGAUGAGGGUUAUUUGGUGACAAAAGAGGAGCCAGCCUGGGAAUCCUUUUCCGAGGACGAACUUCCUCCGCACAAACAAAAGACUCCUGCAUCCACUGCAACAUCGUCAAUGGGGAAGAGCAAGAUGUCCGGUGGAAAACCCGGGCAGGGCAAUAUCAUGAGCUUCUUCGGGAAGAAAUAA
This is a messenger RNA of Letharia columbiana, 1404 nucleotides long. RefSeq lists its product as uncharacterized. The transcript is spliced from 10 exons. The record is from RefSeq and is a predicted model, not a curated record. Bases 1 to 1404 code for a protein of 467 amino acids. Gene Ontology annotation, molecular function: DNA-directed DNA polymerase activity. Lineage: Eukaryota; Fungi; Ascomycota; Lecanoromycetes; Lecanorales; Parmeliaceae. Gene Ontology annotation, cellular component: delta DNA polymerase complex; nucleus. Gene Ontology annotation, biological process: nucleotide-excision repair, DNA gap filling; DNA synthesis involved in UV-damage excision repair; DNA replication.